AUGCACCUAUUUUGGGGACGGCCCUUCAAAGGCAUCGUUACGGCGCUACUGUUUUCCAGUUUAACAUGCGCCAUCGAUUGGGACAUCAGUGAUGAACAAUCCCUCAAAGAUGCCGCGAGUACCUCGACUUACGCAAUGAUGAAAUAUUACUACGGCAACGAAACAGGUCAAAUUCCUGGAGCUUUCCCUGAUAAAUGGUGGGAAGGUUCGGCUCUUUUCCUUGCGCUAUUGGAAUACUGGCAUUCUACGGGUGAUACAACAUACAACGAAGAGUUAAGCAUUGGAUUGCAGUGGCAAUCAGGCGAUGAUGGUGACUAUAUGCCAAGCAACUAUAGCUCUUAUCUUGGAAAUGACGAUCAAAUGUUCUGGGGCCUCGCAGCUAUGACGGCCGUUGAAUACGCGUUUCCAGAUCGUUCUUCUGGAUUCUCGUGGCUCUCUUUGGCACAGGGUGUCUUUAAUACCCAGAUCAAAAGAUGGGAUACCUCCUCAUGUGGCGGUGGCCUCCGUUGGCAAAUCUGGCCCUACCAGGAUGGGUAUGGAAUGAAGAAUUCGAUUUCUAACGGCGGUCUAUUUCAAUUAUCUGCACGUCUAGCCCGUUACACGGGCGAUGCAAUUUAUCUUACGUGGGCUAACAAGAUCUGGGAUUGGUCUGUCUCAUCGCCUCUGCUUAGCAAUACAACUUGGAAUGUCGCCGAUUCCACCAAUGUUGACAAUGAUUGUGCUACACAAGGAAAUGCCCAAUGGACAUACAAUUAUGGAACUUAUUUGAUGGGCGCGGCAUACAUGUAUAACUAUACCAACGGAACGACUCAAUCCCAAUGGCUGACCGCAGUCAACGGCUUGCUCAACGCAACAUUUGACAACUUCUUCAUCACUGGUGGAAUUAUUGAGGAUUACUAUUGCGAACCUGCGGCCAACUGCAAUGAUAACGAGAUCCUCUUCAAAGGGCUCACUUCAGCAUGGCUCGGAUUGACGGCUCUACUUGUCCCUUCGACCUUUGACAGCAUCAUCGCAAAACUUCAAACCUCGGGGGCGGCUGCUGCGGCGUCCUGUACUGGUCAUAAUAAUGGCACUUGUGGUGUCCGAUGGUAUAAGUCUACAUAUGAUGGCUGGAUAGGAAUGGAAGAAGAGAUCAGUGCGACAAACGUUUUUACUGCCAAUUUGAUCAACUUCAACAAAACCGCACCUGUGACUUCGACUACUGGAGGAAACAGUACCAGCAACCCAACCGCAGGUGAGGAUGAUAGUGAUGCCGAAAGCGCAAAGACGACCACAAUCACAACUGGGGACAAGGCAGGAGCUGGAAUCUUGACUGCUGUCUUCCUGGCUGGCUGGAUUGGAUUGAUGGCAUUCAUGGUACUUGGAGGUUGA
Molecule: messenger RNA, 1371 nt
Organism: Penicillium soppii
Lineage: Eukaryota; Fungi; Ascomycota; Eurotiomycetes; Eurotiales; Aspergillaceae
Product: glycoside hydrolase family 76 protein
Exons: 4
Coding region: 1-1371 (456 amino acids)
Biological process (GO): fungal-type cell wall biogenesis; carbohydrate catabolic process
Molecular function (GO): mannan endo-1,6-alpha-mannosidase activity
Source: RefSeq, a predicted model, not a curated record